Passer montanus (Eurasian tree sparrow) is the source of this 2434-nucleotide messenger RNA. It is a transcript of the gene VAX2, whose product is annotated as ventral anterior homeobox 2. Bases 138 to 1286 code for a protein of 382 amino acids. The transcript has 6 exons. Gene Ontology annotation, molecular function: DNA binding; DNA-binding transcription factor activity, RNA polymerase II-specific. The record is from RefSeq and is a predicted model, not a curated record. NCBI's taxonomy places the organism in Eukaryota, Metazoa, Chordata, Aves, Passeriformes, Passeridae. Gene Ontology annotation, biological process: central nervous system development; neuron differentiation; regulation of DNA-templated transcription.
CCCGAGCGCGGCCACCGCCGGCGGCUCUCCCGCUCCCGCCGGUACCGGCACCGCCACCGGGACCCGCACCGGCACCGGCGCUCCAUGGAAGGGCAGCGGCUGCGGCCGGAGCGCCUCAAGUUUGCCCGGAGCGAGGGAUGAGCGAUGGAGGGGCCGAGCCCGGCGGGAGCCCCGUGCUGCUGGCCGAGCCCGCGGCCACCGGGCGGGCCCGGGAGAAGCUGCCGACCCGGGCGGAGCUGGAGAGCGCCCUGCGCGCCGGCGGCGGCGGCACCGGCGGCGGCACCGGCGGCGGCUUCAAGGACAUCCCGGGAACGUCGGCGGUCAGCCCCGGCUCCUCCAAGCAGUGCGCCCCGGACACCGAGAGCCCGUCGGGGACCGGCGAGGCGGAUUACUGCCGCCGCAUCCUGGUGCGAGAUGCCAAAGGGACGAUCCGUGAGAUCGUGCUGCCCAAGGGGCUGGACCUGGACCGGCCCAAGCGGACGCGGACGUCCUUCACGGCGGAGCAGCUCUACCGCCUGGAGCUGGAAUUCCAGCGCUGCCAGUACGUGGUGGGCCGCGAAAGGACGGAGUUAGCGCGGCAGCUCAACCUCUCCGAGACGCAGGGUUCCUCUUCCUGUGGUCCCGGUGUCACCUCCACAGAGCUGGGAGUGACAGGCUCUCUCCGUGGUCUCGGCGGUGCCACCAUGGCCAGCGUUUGUCCCCUGGGCACGGCGGACGCUCCCAGCAGGGUGCCAGGGCUGGGAGGUCACAGCCUUUCCUUAGGGAUGAAAUUCCCAUCUUUUCUCUGGAGCCUGGCUGCUGCCUCCAUCCCUGGGUCAAGGUGUGGUUCCAGAACCGCCGCACGAAGCAGAAGAAAGACCAGAGCAGGGACUCUGAGAAACGCUCCUCCGGCACCUCCGAGUCCGUGGCCACCUGCAACAUCCUGCGGCUGCUGGAGCAGGGCCGCCUGCUGUCCGUGCCGGCGCCCCCGAGCCUGCUGUCCCCCCGUUCCAGCCCCGUUCCUGCCCCGGGGCUGGGCAGCAGCCCCCCGGCCCCGCCGCCCUUCGGCCUGCCCGUGCCGCCGCUCGCCGCUUCCUCCUCGUCCUCCUCAUCCUCCUCGCCGUCGCCGCGGCUGCCGGGGGGCCCGCUGUGUUUCGGGGGGCCGCUGCUGGGCAGCCUGCACGAUGUUCCCGGUUCUCACCCGCCCGGAGCGUCCGCGUUCGAGCCUUACACGCGGCUGGAGAGGAAGGACGGUUCUAUACCCAGCAAGAAGCCGAGCCCGUGAAAGAAACCCCACAAAAAAAUAACCCCCCCCCAAAAAAACCGAACAAAACAGUGUCAAAAAGCGUCACCUCCCCCCCGCCACGCCACGCCCAGCUCGUCCCCUCCACCUGGGAAUUCCCGCUGGGAAUGUGCGCCCCCGGGAAUGGCGCGGGGUCACCGGGGCGGAGCUGGUGACGCCCCGAGGUGUCGCUGUCACCAAAGCCCCGCUCCAGGUGUCGGCGGGAGGGGACAGCAGCAGCGGGGGGUGGCGCUGGCCCGGGUGUCUUUUCCCGGGGGGACAAAAGGGACAGCGCGAGGUGGCGCCGGGCUCUGUCCCCGCCGUGCCUCAGUUUCCCCGCCUGCGCCGGGCUGAGGUCCCCGCGGUGACCGCAGGGUCCCGGCGCUGCUCCCGGGGGGUGUUUGUCCCCCGAGGGCGGCUGCGGUGGCCUGGGUGAUGUCCCCGGUUGUCGCCGUGCUGGGAACAACGCCGUGCUGGGACACCCCCGGGCUCCUGGGGACCCCGAACACCGCCCUGUCCCCUUUUUGGGGCCGCCCCAGCCUGGCCCACCCCGCAGGGAUCCCCCGAGGGGCCGUGGGUCACUGUCCCACCCCGCGGGGUGACACCUGGGGACAGCGGUGACAGUGGCCGCUCUGGGGGGGUGCAGGUCCAGCAGCACCCCCAGACCACCCUGGGGUGGCCCCGCGGUGACACUGGCACCCGCCACACCCCCCUUGUCACCUGCCACAGCCCGGGUCCCCUCCCAGGCCCCAGCGGGUGACAGUGGCUUCCACUCGGCUGAGGGUGGCCUUGGGGACCAGGGGGGCUUUGCGUGAGGUGGCCCUUGGGGACAGGGGCAGCUGCUGGGGGAUGUGAGUGUCACCUCGGCGGGACACCCUGCGGUGGCACCACCGUGUCCACGUGUCCUGGGGUGUCACCACCCCGCAGGGACACCCCGGGGUGUCACCACGCCGCAGGGACACGGCUGUGACAGGAGCAGGGGGACGCCCCGAGCCCCCUCCCCACACCCAGGCCCUGCCCUGGGGGCUCCCCCCACACCCCCAAACCCGCUGCUGUUGGUGAAUUAAUCAAUUCAUUAAUUAAUAAUGAUAAUUAACACUGAGCGUCCCCUCCCCCCCACCCCCGGGUGCUGCUCCCUGUGGGGCCACAUCCCCGGGCCCCCGAAUUCCCAGG